Catharus ustulatus (Swainson's thrush) is the source of this 1449-nucleotide messenger RNA. Its product is annotated as collagen alpha-5(IV) chain-like. The record is from RefSeq and is a predicted model, not a curated record. The coding region runs from base 1 to 1449 and encodes 482 amino acids. The transcript has 2 exons. Lineage: Eukaryota; Metazoa; Chordata; Aves; Passeriformes; Turdidae.
AUGGAGGAGCUGGGAUUUGCUGCUGCUUUUCCAGGCCGGAUGGAUUCGGGAUGGACGGGAGCGGCGCGGGCGGCGCCAGCUCCGCCGGCACGGCGCCGACGGCUCAGGGAGCUUCGGGUCUCAGUCUGCCGCCCUGGGGACCCUUGGGAUGGACAUCCCAGCCCUGCCAGGAACCAGGGAUGGACAUCCCAGCCCUGCCAGGAACCAGGGAUGGACAUCCCAGCCCUGCCAGGAACCAGGGAUGGGCAUCCCAACCCUGCCAGGAACCAGGGAUGGACAUCCCAGCCCUGCCAGGAACCAGGGAUGGACAUCCCAACCCUGCCAGGAACCAGGGAUGGGCAUCCCAACCCUGCCAGGAACCAGGGAUGGACAUCCCAGACCAUCCCAGCCCUGCCAGGAACCAGGGAUGGACAUCCCAACCCAUCCCAACCCUGCCAGGACCCUGGGAUGGACAUCCCAAACCUUCCAGGAACCCCAGGUUGGACAUCCCAACCCUGCCAGGGACCCGGGAUGGGCAUCCCAAACCUUCCAGGAACCCCAGGUUGGACAUCCCAACCCUGCCAGGGACCCGGGAUGGGCAUCCCAAACCAUCCCAAACCUUCCAGGACCCUUGGGAUGGACAUCCCACCCCUGCCAGGAACCAGGGAUGGACAUCCCAAACUUUCCAGGGUCCAUCCCAAACUUUCCAGGGUCCAUCCCAACCCUGCCAAGACCCCCAGGAUGGACAUCCUAAUCCUUCCAGGAACCCCCAUCCCUUCCAGGACCCCUGGGAUGGACAUCCCAAACCUUCCAGGAAUCCCAACCCUGCUAAGAACCCCAAACCUUCCAGGACCCCUGGGAUGGACAUCCCAAACCUGCCAGGGAAUCUGGGAUGGACAUCCCAAACCUUCCAGGGAAUCUGGGAUGGACAUCCCAAACCUGCCAGGGAAUCUGGGAUGGACAUCCCAAACCUUCCAGGGAAUCUGGGAUGGACAUCCCAAACCUGCCAGGGAAUCUGGGAUGGACAUCCCAAACCUUCCAGGAAAUCUGGGAUGGACAUCCCAAACCUGCCAGGGAAUCUGGGAUGGAUGUCCCAUUCCUUUGGGAUCCCUGGGAUGGGAAUCCCAGCCCCUCAGGGUUCCUGCAGCCCUUUGGGAUAGGAAUCCCAUCCCUUUGGGGUGUCCCACACCACUUUGGGAUAUCCUGGAAUGGGAAUCCCGGCCCCUCUUGGGUGAUUUUGGGAUCUCCUGGAUAAAUCCCGGCCCCUUCCCUGCGCCCACCCCCCUUUCCCCGCUGGCCCGGGGGGUCCGGGGGACGUGGGGACAAAUUUGGGAUUUUGGGGUCUGGGUUUUGAGAUCUGGGUUUUGGUAUGUGGAUUUCAGGGUCUGGAUUUGGGGUCUGGAUUUCAGAGUCUGGAUUUUGAGAUCAGGAUUUCAGGGUCUGGAUUUUGGGAUCUGGAUUUCAGGGUGA